CUGUGUAUCUAUGAGUUCAUGACUCAUGGUCCACCUGGGUUAAACUUCUAGAAAAGCAGCAGUUCUAAGAAUGUGCCUGAAUAAGUAAAGCCAGUAUCCCAAGACUUGCUCAAUUCAGAUACCAAGCCAAGUUAUAAGGGGGUCUGGAAGGAGGAGGGUCAAGGUGAGGGCCUUUCAUUGGAGAAGUUAUCACACUCAAAACAUCUGCUGCCCCAUGUCUCACCAUUCUGUUUAAGCUGUUGUCUGAUGUAUUUUCCACCUUAAAAAUUUUAAAAAGAUGCCCCACUUUUGAGAAUGAAAUUAGGGGAAGCUACCAUUGUCCCUUGUAGAAACACAUCAAGUAGGCUUUUGUCUGAUUCCACAGCACUGUGCCUGUAUUCAACACAAAGAACCACUUUAGAAAGCCUCCAAAAGUCCUGCGCGGGUAUGAAGGGCGAGACCUUAGGCCGGCGAAUCUUAGCAGCCAGGCCGGAUGGAAAGCGCACUUCCCAGAGUGCACCAGAUUCAAGACUUCCGCCCCGCAGAGAACUUGCCUCCACCCCCACCCCCACCCCCACCCCCACCCCCACCCCCGCCCUCCACGUCCGCCCAGCUCUAGUUCUGCGCAGUCUCCUGGAAUGGUUUGCCGUCUCUAUAGCAACGCAGUACCCAGUAGCGAGUGUCGCAAGAUGGAAACCACUGACUCCACAGAGCUAUCGCCAUCGCGCUCUUUAGACGAACAGCCUAGCUCCGAAGAACUAGGGACCACUUCAGAUCCCUUGCCUUCUUUGGAUGGCCGUCAUAGGUCGGCUCUGGCAGCUGCAACUGCAGCAGCCUCAGCAGCUGCUGCAGCCACUGCAGCUGCCUCCACUGCCAAGGCAGCUGCAUUAUCUACACAGACCCCAGCGCCCUACUCAGAACGGAGCCUUCUCCUGGAGCCCUUCUCUGACAAUCUUACUGCGGCGCACCACACCACCCCCAGAUUUACCCACAAGAUAGGCCAUGGGAGACUUGGCUUUGAGCCUGUCCAGGUCUCCCAUAUUGCUCGAAAUUCCUACACUGCAAAUGAUCCUAUCUCUAGCCAAGGCCCUGUUCCUGGCUCCAGCUCUGACCCUGUUCCUGGCUCCAGCUCUGGCCCUGUUCCUGGCUCCAGCUCUAGUCCUGGUCCUGGCACCAGUUCUGGUCCUGGUGGUGGCUCUGGUCCAGGCCCUGGUGGUAGAUCUGGUGAAGGCACUGGUCCCGGUCCUGCCUCUGAUUCUAGGCAUAGUCCAGGCUGUGGCCAUGACCCUGGGUUCAGCUCCUCUGCUCCUCCAGGCUUCAGAAACCCAAGGGCAGAUCUGGUCCCUAAUUAUGCCUCCUGGAGUCACGACAGCCACUGGGAGCCUCAGAAACAACCCUGGAAAUUUUUGCAAGUAUCAGAACCUGGCACCCGAGGACACUGGAAGCCCUCUGAGGUUGAAGGGAAGAGUAAGAUACCCAGUGAAACACUGCCACGGGGCCAGUGCCUUCUCUACAACUGGGAGGAGGAGAGAGCCACCAACCACCUGGAUCAAGUCCCAAGCAUGCAAGAUGGCUCUGAGAGUUUCUUUUUCCGACAUGGACACCAGGGGCUGCUGACCUUGUGGCCACAGUCACCCAUGUCCUCCAGAACCACCCAGAAAGAUUCAUACCAGCCCCCAGGAAACCACUCUCAGCCAGUCCGAGGGAAGCGUGAAGCCAUGCUGGAGAUGUUCUUGCGCCACCAGAUCUGUAAAGAGGUGCAGGCAGAGCAGGAAGCCACAAGGAAGGACUCUGAGGUCGAGUCUGUGACACAUCAUGACUACAGAAAGGAGCUGGUGCAUGCAGGGCCUCCUACUCCAACAAGGCCUCAUGACUACCGUACUGAGCAGCCUGAAACCUUCUGGAUACAGAGGGCACCGCAGCUACCGGGCGUCAGUAACAUCAGGACGCUGGACACGCCAUUCAGGAAGAACUGCAGCUUCUCAACACCAGUGCCUUUGUCUCUAGGGCAGCCUUUGCCCUAUGAACCUGAGGAUUAUUCCCACUAAUUGGGAGAAAUAUCCUCCCCUGCCUGUCAGGGAGGAGGGCGGGGUGGUGGAGGGGAUAGAACCACUCCAGUCUAAGGGUUGAGGAGGGCAGCAGAUGUGGAUUAAAGAAUCUGUCUGAAUUCUGUCUGUACUUGGAGAAGAGGCUUUCCAUAAAAAGGGUUCUCUCUCAUCCUGAGACGGCUGAUUCACUGAUUCCGGGCAUUAGCACGUCUAUCCCAUAACCCUUCUCUGGAGUUGCCCCUAAGCCAGACUAUUUCAUCAUGACUGUUUUUGUUUGUUUUAUAUUUGGCCAAAAUAUUCUGGUUUAGAUACAGAUAUUUACAGAGGGUAGGGAGGAAGGGGACUAGGCCAGAGAGGGGCAGGAAUAUGUACAAGGCCGAGCUGCAAAGGGCAACAACUUCCAUAUAAGGUGGGGAUUUUAUACAUGUUGAUUUCCAUCUCAUGUGACAAUGUCCCUUUCUGGCAUGGAGAGAUGAUGGCCACUGCCCACCCAGGUACCAGCAGCAGGAGAUUGUCUGACUUGGGAAGAAGUGGGGCUUAUAGGAGGCCAGCAGGUCCUUUCCGCUCUCCUAGGAGCCAGUAAGUUCGCAUCUUUCCUUUGCCCUGGAAGAGGAGGAGUAGAGAUAAUUUAGAUUCUUCUGUUAUUCCCUGGAUCUCCCUCUCUUUCCCUGGGGUCCCCACCGUCACAUUCAUCCUCCCUUUCUGUGACUCCCUCCCCAUGGCCUGCCAUCACCUUCAUCUCCACAUCCCCUCGAAGCUCUAGCUGGAAGCAUCCUAGCUCAUCCAGGGCAUCUUUGGUGGUAGAGGAGACAUGAAUCUUCAGGGCUGGGGUAUCCCAGGGGGAUAAUGGAAAGAGGAAUCAAAGAAAAGGCAACUAAAGAACUGGAAGCAGCAGAGAGCGCUUUACCCGACCCCUAUCCCGCAGGAGGUUCUCAGUCUUCCCAGGACACAGGCCCUAGAACCAACAUAGGUCCAAGGGUGAGGCAGUUGGGAACGGUGGUCUCUCAGAUGGAGAGAUUUGGAGGACCUCUGAAAAGAAGAAAAGGGCAACACACAUUGAGGCCGAAGCUGGGCUCGAGGGCUAAUGUCUCACCUUGACCGUUAGACUCCAUUCGGGAAGCAGUGUUCACCGUGUCUCCAAAAAGACAAUAGCGGGGCAUCUUCAGGCCAACGACCCCAGCACAGACAGGCCCUGUGGGAAGAAACAGGUUGGGAUAGCCUGGGAAGAGCGGACAUGGGGACAGGAGCAAGAGCCAGCCUUACCCGUGUGCACCCCUAUGCGGAGCCUCAGCUGGUCGUGGGGUCGAUGGCGGAUGCGGAAGGAAGAAACUGCAUCCAGUAAUGCUAGGGCCAUACGAGCAAUUUCCGGGGCAUGGCGUUGACCAUUUCUGCCUGGGAGACCAGAUACCACCAUGUAGGCAUCUCCAAUCGUCUCUACCUGAUUGAGAGGGGAAUGAAAAAAGGUCACCUCUGGAUGUAUCGGUGAGAAUGGGCAAGAGCAGAAGGAGACAAGUUGGGUACCAAGCACUAGGAGUCAUCCUGACGGCCUGGAGGCCAAACAUUCACUAGAAAAUAAGUGCCGUGUCCUAAGAAUCUGGGAGAAGGGGAAGUCAAGGGAAUCUUUAAAUCCUCCUGCCCCAGCCCAGCACCUGGCGAGUACUCUGUAAAUGCCUGCCGAGGGGACACCUUGUCUGCAACAGGACACGGUCAGAUAGGCGCUGCUGUCAGGAAAUGGGAAGCAAGACAAUGGGCUACCCUGAAAAGCACAGAAGCUGGUGGGGAGGUCACGCAGGCCGGAUGAAAUGGGCCUCAGACAACCUCAAGUGUCAAAGGUAAGAAAGCAGGCACUUGGCUUCGUUAAUUGUACUGAAGUUGUGUAAGAGAAGGUCUUUGUUUUAGGAACUGCACUCUGACCCCUUUAAGGAUUAAAGGGACACUAGGUCUGAAACUGAGUUGCAAAAGGUUCCGAACAUUAUUAUAUGGACAGAGAUUUUUUUUUUUUUUAAUAAAGCAAAUGGGAGUUCCUGUUGUGGCUCAGUGGUUAACGAAUCCAACUAGGAACCAUGAGGUUGCAGGUUCGAUCCCUGGCCUUGCUCAGUGGGUUAAGGAUCCAGCGUUGCCGUGAGCUGUGGUGUAGGUCGCAGACACGGCUCGGAUCCCGCAUUGCUGUGGCUCUGGUGUAGGCUGGUGGCUACAGGUCUGAUUCGACCCAUAGCCUGGGAACCUCCAUAUGCCGUGGGAGCAGCCCAAGAAAUGGCAAAAAGACAAAAAAUAAAAAUAAAGCAAAUGGGGGAAAAUAUAAACAAUUGGUGAAUCCAGGCAAUGGGUUUAGGGGAGUUAUUACAAUAAUAACAGAUGGCAGAGUAAGUCAGUCCAAGGGAAGGGAUAGAAGUGGGUAUUUAUCAUCUGCAAAAUGUUAGGCACUUUCCACAAUAAAUUUAUUAUUCCCAUCACAGAGAAAACAUAUGAGGCUCAGGGAGCUUCUGUUACUUGCCCAAGGCCACACAGUUAGGCACAAAGCCAGAUCAUUUUUACUCCCAAACAUAAUAAAGCCUGCCCUGUGCCAAGUCAGUAUCUUUGACAGAAAGGUUUUACAACAGCAGCUUGUCCUUCACCCCGGUAAAUCACCCUACGCUUAUAUCCUGCAUGAUUCUUCCAUGUCUGGAGGGGAUGGAGAGAAGAGAAAAGAUGUCUAGGCUGUGCCUCUACCCCUAGGCAAGAAGUGGCAGCUAUAAUGGAAAAAAUAAAAAUCAUUAUUAAAAAAAAAAAAAAAAAAA
Messenger RNA from Sus scrofa (pig), 4804 nucleotides. RefSeq names its product sperm associated antigen 8 (gene SPAG8). Gene Ontology annotation, molecular function: microtubule binding. Gene Ontology annotation, cellular component: cytoplasm; nucleus. Gene Ontology annotation, biological process: positive regulation of transcription by RNA polymerase II. Lineage: Eukaryota; Metazoa; Chordata; Mammalia; Artiodactyla; Suidae. The record is from RefSeq and is a predicted model, not a curated record.